Molecule: messenger RNA, 970 nt
Organism: Anthonomus grandis grandis
Lineage: Eukaryota; Metazoa; Arthropoda; Insecta; Coleoptera; Curculionidae
Product: deoxynucleoside kinase-like
Exons: 3
Coding region: 79-771 (230 amino acids)
Biological process (GO): nucleobase-containing compound metabolic process
Cellular component (GO): mitochondrion; cytoplasm
Molecular function (GO): ATP binding; deoxynucleoside kinase activity
Source: RefSeq, a predicted model, not a curated record
UUCAAUUCAAAAUCCCGCCAAAACUGGUAAACAAAAAAACCGUACAGUUACAGUUAGGGCUCCAAUAAAAGUGCCAAAAUGUUCACUAGCGGCAUGUCCCCGGCAAAAACUCGCGGUCGCCCCUUCACCGUAAUAGUCGAGGGUAAUAUCGGCAGUGGCAAAACGACUUUUCUCAAUCAUUUCAAUCGGAAUGCGGAGGUGUGCGUGCUAGCGGAACCCAUUGAACUAUGGCGGAACUGCAAGGGGCAAAACCUAUUAGCCCUAAUGUACGAGGAUAUCAAGAGGUGGAGUUUCACUUUUCAGUCUUAUGUGCAAUUGACCAUGUUGGAGCAGCACACCAGGAAAACCUCUUGCCCGAUCAAGCUUAUGGAGAGGUCUAUUUACAGUGCUCGUUAUUGCUUCGUGGAGAAGAUGCUUCAGGACGGCUUAAUUCAUGGAGCCUCAGCUGCUGUUAUCGACCAACAAUUUCAGUGGAUCAGGAGUUAUGCUGAUGUGGAUGUAGAUUUAAUCGUGUAUCUAAGAACUACCCCGGAAGUUGUUUAUGAACGUAUGAUGCAACGCAAUAGGGCCGAAGAGAAGUCUGUUUCCUUUGAGUAUCUUAAGGCGCUACAUGAUAUACAUGAAGACUGGCUGUUCCAUAAGACUUUAUAUGAUUUACCCGCUCAGGUGGUUGUUUUAGAUGCCAAUUUGGAUAAAGAGGGUAUUAUUGAUGAAUAUCGGAAGUGCGAACCGCAUAUUUUAGAUAAGAUAAUGACUAAUGUAAAGGCGUGAUUGUUUAGGGACUUUAUUCAAGAUAUUUUAACUUAGUUAAGGUUUUUUGUAUGUUUAAGUACUUUUUUUAAUUCACGUGUUUAAAACACUACUUCCAAAGAUUUAAACAAAAUAUAGCAACUUAAUUUAUGUAUUAUUAAAAUUAGAGUAUUUAUUUGUAAGAGUGUUUUUUAUGAAAUACAAAUUUUUAUAUUUAAAA